Messenger RNA from Caenorhabditis elegans, 630 nucleotides. It is a transcript of the gene F21D9.8, whose product is annotated as Gag protein. The coding region runs from base 1 to 630 and encodes 209 amino acids. NCBI's taxonomy places the organism in Eukaryota, Metazoa, Nematoda, Chromadorea, Rhabditida, Rhabditidae. The transcript has 4 exons. The record is from RefSeq and is marked reviewed.
AUGCUGUAUGAGCCGGCUGCCCGCGCGAGCAACGAGCUAGAAAAGAGCCAGGAAAAAGCUCUCGCCUACGCGAUCGAGGAAGUGAUGGCUCCGAUCAUCGGAGGGCUCAAGACUGACGUCACAAAAAUUCUGGACAAUGUCUACAACGCCGUCACCGGCUUGACAAACCAAUGGGCCGACGUCCAGCAGUCCAUGACUAUCAACAACACCACUGAGAGCCAAGAAACAUCCCACCAGGCUGCCCAGGCAGGCGCUCAAUCGAGCAGUAACAUCUGUCAGCUAUGUGCCGCUAACCACGACAUCAGCAACUGUACCAGCUACAAUAACUGGAUCACUCGACGCGAACGAGCAGAAGCGCUAUCGAUGUGCAAGCACUGUCUCACCGUCGGUGUCACUGAUGACGACUGGCAUCACGAAGGCUGCCCAAAAGCCAAGGACACUUGCUCCGUGUGCGCCAACAACACCAAUCGUGUUGGCUGCAAAUACCACCAUGAAGCUCUCUGCACUUCAGUCAAGACCACUCGCAACAGACGAGCUUGUAAGAACUCACGCAAAGCAACUGACCGUUCGAGAAAUUGGAGAGGCUCAUUCUCACAACAACACGCCGGAACGACUUACUUCCGUCGUUAG